AUGAGCAAGGUUGAAAAUGUUUUGGACGAGGAAAACGACGUUCCCUUCAGCCCGAAGAAAAAGAAGGAUGAUUCCCCUAAAUUGACACGCAACAGCAUUCAGCGAAAGUGUGUUAAGGUCAAACGCGUGCUCGAUGUCAAACAAUUGAGGAAUCGGAAGAUUCAAGUGUGUCGCAUAACUGACUUUGAUGACAACGAAGCAAUAAGAACUAAGGAAGCAGCUGAAACCCUACUUAGUGUAGCAGGAAUUUCGAAGAAUAAGAGUUCGGAUCUUGACCUAUUGGACUUGGAGGUUGAGUUCAACACGAGUAGGGUUGAACGGACAUGGAAAAAGACGGCCCCUUCCAGCCCAGUUUACUUAGAGCGGAGAGAAAGGCGAUUAACGAAGAUUUUUCACAUAAAAAACGUUUUAUCAGAAUUAACCGAUAGUACGGCAUUAGCAGAACGUACCAAAACUGAUAAAACAGUUCGCAGUUUAUUUAAAGUUAGAUGUGCAGAACUUAAUGUUCUCAAAGAUGACUUUAUAAAACAGCAUCAAAAUAUUAUUUCUAGUCUUGCAAAUGAAGCUGACACCGAUUUAGAACCAGAAAAUGUUAUAAGAACAGCAUUUUUUAAUGAUUUUUAUGUCGUAAAGUCCAUGUACGUAGACUUAUGCGAAAUUGAUACUGCAAAUUCGCAAAAAAUAUUAAAUUAUUCUAUGAAUGCUACUACUUCAGGUACUUCUAAUGAACAUAAUUAUCAUAUAAAACCUCCAAAUUUAGAUAUUCCUAAAUUUAAUGGUGAUUAUAGAACUUUUUCUACAUUUAUCGAUCUCUAUAAUGCUCUGAUACAUAAUAAUCCAACAUUAACGCCAAUAGAAAAAUUUCGUUACCUUCUUUCGUUAGUCGAGGGUAAACCAUUGGGUGUUGUUAGUAGCCUGCCAAUGACUUCAGACAAUUAUCAAACCACAUAUGAUAACUUUGUUGAUCGCUACAGUAACGUAAGAUUUCGAGCGCAAUCGCAUUGGUAUGCUAUUAAAACUGCCCCUAAAGCUAUUCGCGACCAACCUGAAUCUCUUAGAAAUCUUUUGGACACAUUUUCACAAAAUCUCGCCUCUUUAAAAAAUUUAAAUUUUCCAAUUGAAUCUUGGGACUUCAUAUUAGUUAACAUGUUGUUGGAACGGGUUGAUGAUGAUUUAAUAACAAGGUUUGAACUUUCGCUUGCCUCAGGCACAAUACCAAAAUUUAAAGAAUUAUUUGAAUUUUUAGAAAAAUGUUGUAAAACUUAUGAAUCUCUUAAUCUUUCUUUACCUUUAAUUAAUAACAAAAGAUCAAAUAAAAUUAAAUCACCAUUACAACCUCGUCGUACUACUUCUCUUUUGGCAAAGCAAACAAAAAAUAGUAAUUCCGGAUCUUGUUUACUUUGUAACGAAAUGCAUUCGUUAUAUAAUUGUUCAACUUUUUUAAGCAAAACUCCUCAAGAAAGGUAUCAGCUUUCCAAAAGGGCACAUCUAUGUGUUAACUGCUUAAGUAAUAUUCAUUCUACGCAAAAUUGUAAAUCAGCUAUGUCUUGUCGUAAAUGUAAUCAACGUCAUCAUACUCUUUUGCAUUUUUCUUCAAGUAAUAUAGAACGCGCCACUCAUAGUCCCGAAUCAGCUUUACCUUCAACUUCUCGUGAAAAUAGCUUUAAUAAUAAACCUCACUUUUCUGGUACACCUUCUAAAACUGUAUUUUCAAAUCGCGAUGAGAAUUCUUCGUUGAAUCAGAGCUUCGCUGCGACAGGCUUGUUAUCUAAAUCUACAUCAGUUCUAUUAGGAACCGCGGUUAUCGAAGUAUUAGAUAAGUUUGGUAUAUAUCAAUCAAUGCGAUGCUUGCUUGAUCCUGGAAGUAUGACUUCAUUCAUAACAGAGAAGUCUGCUAAUACUCUUGGUUUACCAAAGGAAAGGGGACUUUAUGAAAUUCAAGGUCUUGAUAAUAUGGUUACAAACUCCGGGCAAGCUACCGUUACACUUUCAUUUCGACCGCUUAAUUGUCCGGAAUCAGUACUUAAUACUGACGCUAUUGUUUUACCUAAAAUUUGCGAUAGCUUACCUACUGCAAUUUUGCCAGCUUCUUCUUGGUCUCAUCUUAGCAAUUUGAAACUUGCUGAUCCGAAGUUUUAUGUACCUGGUCCUAUUGACAUUCUGCUUGGUGCUGAUGUAUACACAAAAAUUAUCCUAAACGGAUGUGUUCGAGGGAUUCACGGAGAACCAGAUCUUUUGAACACAAUUUUUGGGUAUGUUCCAAUGGGUAAAAUAGGUACAUUUUGUGAAACGUCUACUGUAACUUCAUUCUUUUGUAAUUCGCAUAAAAUUAAUACUGAUGAUAUUCUUACAAAAUUUUGGGAAGUAGAGUCAGUUCCUCUUUUGCCUAUGCUGUCAGAUAAUGAUCUUUUUUGUGAAGAACAUUUCUUAAAAACAUACCAGAGAAAUUCCGAUGGAAAAUUUGUAGUGCAUCUACCAUUCCGCGAUAACUUUCCUACUUUCCCCGGUAUUCGUCAACUUGCUGAACAGCGAUUUCUCUCUUUAGAACGUCGUCUAUUAAAAGAUCAAGAAUUGUAUAAAUCUUAUUGUCAAUUUAUGAAAGAAUAUCUUGAUCUGGGACAUAUGAAACCUGUCAGUCAUGAAACUGAGUUAUCUUCCGCUUCGUAUUAUAUUCCGCAUCAUUGCGUUUUAAAGCCUCAAGCUAGCUCAACCAAAUUGCGAGUGGUUUUCAAUGGUAGUGCGAAGCUCCCGAACCAAACCUCUCUCAACGAUCAUUUGUUUACCGGACCCAAACUUCAAAAAGACAUUGUUGAACUCUUAAUUCAAUUUCGCUUUCAUGUGUACGUUUUAUGUACAGAUAUUAAAAUGAUGUAUCGCAAUAUAUUGAUCACUUCUUCUCAACAUCAGUAUCAGAGAAUUGUUUGGAGAUUUUCUCGUAAUGACCCUCUUCAGGACUACGAAUUAAUUACUGUCGUUUAUGGUUUAUCGCCUUCGCCUUUCUUAGCCUUACGCGCACUUCAGCAAUUAGUCCUUGAUGAAGGAGCAGAUUUUCCCUUAGCAUCUCAUGCGAUUUCAAAUCAUACUUAUGUUGAUGACGUGGUUACUGGAGCCACCACUUUCAGUGAAGCUCUCGCCCUUAAAAAUGAACUAAUAGCUUUGUUUUCUAAAGCUGGGCUUGACCUUAGAAAAUGGGCAAGUAACGAUCCCAAUCUACUGAGUGAUCUACCUUCUGACUUUUUAUCAACUACUCAUAUAAAUUUUGAUGAUCCUGAAUCAUCAUUAAAAAUUUUGGGUCUUCAGUGGAAUCCCACAACGGAUAACUUUCAUUUUCAUUUUAACUCUCUUGACAGACCUUGUACUAAACGAAACAUGUUGUCAGAAUUAGCUCGUAUUUUUGACCCGUUAGGCUUCUUAGCUCCUGUUACCUUUUUUACUAAAACUUUAAUCCAAAAGUUAUGGUCGUCCCAUAUGGAUUGGGACCAACAGCCCCCUGACGAAAUUAUCCGUAUUUGGACGCGUUACAAAAAUGAAAUGCACUUGUUGUCUCAAAUUGACCUUCCCCGGAAGAUCCUAUUUUCCGAGUGUGAGAAUAGAUGUGAGUUGCAUGGUUUUUGUGAUGCGUCUGAAAAAGGUUACGCCGCAGUUGUAUAUCUUAGAAUUUUGAGAAACAACAAAAAAAUAGAUGUUCAUUUAGUUGCUUCAAAAACUAAAGUUGCGCCUUUAAAGAAGUUAACAAUUCCCCGUCUUGAGCUCUGCGCCGCUGUUCUUCUUGCUAAAUUACUCGCAUAUUUAGUACCCAUUUUUAAAACUAAAAUAUCUUUAGAUAAAAUUAUUACCUGGUCUGACUCUAAUAUUGUUUUAUAUUGGCUUCACUCUCCACCUAGUCGUUGGAAAACUUUUGUUGCUAACCGAGUAGCUUAUAUUCAAGACAAGCUCCCACACGCAACUUGGUUACACGUUGAGUCCAAGAACAACCCUGCUGAUGUUGCUUCUCGAGGAAUAUUUCCAUCAGAGUUUGUAAAUUUUAGUACUUGGUUUCAAGGACCUUCUUUUCUUCAUGAUCCUGAUGCUAUGUUAGGUUCAACCUCCGCAUGCGCUUCUCUAAAUAGUACUUCCGAAGAAGAAAAACAUACUUCUUUUUUCGCCGCUACUUCUGAAGAGAACUUUAUUGACCUUCUUUUAGAAAAAUACUCUUCUUUCGCUACUCUUCAACGUACCGUCGCUUAUGUUUUACGCUUCCUUUUUAAUAUAAAAAAUCCCCGUCAAAAAAGAUCGGGUCCGCUCUUAAACUGUUGA
Messenger RNA from Sitophilus oryzae (rice weevil), 4296 nucleotides. RefSeq lists its product as uncharacterized. The transcript is spliced from 2 exons. Lineage: Eukaryota; Metazoa; Arthropoda; Insecta; Coleoptera; Curculionidae. The record is from RefSeq and is a predicted model, not a curated record. The coding region runs from base 1 to 4296 and encodes 1431 amino acids.